Molecule: messenger RNA, 1136 nt
Organism: Prunus persica (peach)
Lineage: Eukaryota; Viridiplantae; Streptophyta; Magnoliopsida; Rosales; Rosaceae
Product: TMV resistance protein N
Exons: 1
Coding region: 96-1064 (322 amino acids)
Biological process (GO): defense response
Molecular function (GO): ADP binding
Source: RefSeq, a predicted model, not a curated record
UGGAAUUACUUCUCGGCUGAACGAUGUUGUUCGCAUGAUUGAUAUUGAAAAUUCAGGUUCUAAGGAUGUUGUUCGCAUGAUUGGUAUUUUGGGGGAUGGGCGGCAUUGGGAAAACAACGCUUGCCAAAGCCAUUUAUAACAAAUUUGAAGGUAGCUUUGAAGGUAGGAGUCUCCUUGCAAACGUGAGGGAAGUAGCAAACCAACCCAUUACUGGUCUGGUUGGUUUGCAAAAACAACUUCUAAAUGAUAUCUUGAAAAGCAAGGGCCACAUAAAGUUUGACUCUGUUGCUAAAGGGAUCGAGAUGAUAAGAGAAAGACUUCCCUAUAAAAGAGCACUCGUCAUAAUUGACGAUGCAGAUGAUCUACACCAACUAAAAGCAAUAGCUAGAAAACGUGAUUGGCUUGGUCCUGGAAGUAGAAUUAUUAUAACAACAAGAGAUAAACAUUUGCUGGAGCAAAUUGGAGUGGAUGGCACAUAUAUGGCUGAAGAAAUGGAUGAAAACGAAGCUCUAGAGCUCUUUGGUUGGCAUGCCUUUGAAAGUGGUUAUCCUAAUCAAGAAUAUCUUGACCUCUCAAAACGUGUAAUUCGUUACUGUCAAGGCUUGCCUCUAGCACUUGAAGUUGUAGGGUCUUUUCUGAUUAAAAGACCCACAGCGGAGUGGGAAAGCCAUUUGGAGAAAUUGGAAAGAUGUCCUGAUGGAGAUAUUCAAAAAAUACUCAGAAUAAGCUUUGACGGGCUACCUAAUCAGGAAAAGAGAGAGAUUUUCCUUGAUAUAUCUUGUUUCUUUAUAGGAAUGGACAAGGACUAUGUAACACAAAUAUUAGAUGGAUGUGGCUUUUUUGCAACGAUAGGAAUCAGGGUCCUCAUUGAACGAUGCCUUGUAACUGUUAGUGAGCAAAACCAGCUGAUGAUGCAUGAUUUGGUUCGAGACAUGGGAAGAGAGAUCGUUUAUGAAAAUGCCCACGGUCACCCAGAAAAACUUAGUAGAUUGUGGAAACGUGAAGACGUAACAAAUGUAUUGUGCGAUGAAUCUGUAAGUACUUUCCCAGUAAUAAAGUUUUAGAAUGCAUCAUGCGAACCAAAGUAAAAGAGGGUUCUCACAAAUCCACGCUACCAAGGUGCCAUAUGAAUUUGA